This is a messenger RNA of Osmia lignaria (orchard mason bee), 1660 nucleotides long. RefSeq names its product syntaxin-1A. Gene Ontology annotation, molecular function: SNAP receptor activity; SNARE binding. The record is from RefSeq and is a predicted model, not a curated record. Lineage: Eukaryota; Metazoa; Arthropoda; Insecta; Hymenoptera; Megachilidae. Gene Ontology annotation, biological process: vesicle fusion; intracellular protein transport; exocytosis. Gene Ontology annotation, cellular component: plasma membrane; SNARE complex; endomembrane system.
GUAUUCGUUAAAAACCCAAUCUGUUAGCUUGUUAUAUUUAAUAUAACUUUGUUAUUAUAUAACCCAAAAUGACCAUCAAUUUUCUUAUAGUAGAUUUAUUAAUUCAAAAAAUAGAAUUGUUUUUAGUUAUUAAAUUAUAUAUGUACAUAAGCGAUAUUAUUUUUCAAAGUCAACAUCUUACACCAUACAUAUUAAUGCACCUUGACUGUAUAGAAAAAAAGCAACUUGCACUGUGUUAUAAGAACGAUAACAAAAAAUUAUCAUAUUUUCAAAAGAAGAGUAUUAUUAUUUUUCCAAGAAAAAAAACAGGAAUGACUGAAAUAACGCGUCGAAGGUGCAUAAUUUAUAUCAAAGCUGUCCUUGUAACCCAGCUGCUAAGUGCCUAUUUCCUAUUUCAUUUAAGAUGCAAAGCAUCUUCUAGGUAAAGUGAUGCAGUUCAACCGUGAACCAAGUCAAACAGUUUAGUAGAGCAGAUACGGACAAAUACGUUUAACUGAAAUUCGCGAAUUAAUCGCAGCAAUUAUAAGUAACAAUGCCAACGUCACACUCGAUUUUAUCAAUUAUCUCUACUACACUGAUAAGAUAGAUAACAAAAAGAUACUUUAUGUACUGAAUUGGUGGAAUUAUCAGUUGUAUACCGAUGCUCAAGCAAUACUCAUCAUGGUCCGUGAUCGAAUGCCAGAACUACGUGCUUGUCAAAAUAAUAGCACUACAUUUGGUAAAGGAUUUUUACAGGAUGUACACAUUCAAAUAUCCCAGAAUAAAAAACUGAAAGAAGUAUUGAAUGAAGUUGAAGAAGUUCGUGCUUUAAUUGAAGUCAUAACUGAGAACAUCUCAAUCAUAAAGGAUUUACACAACAAUGUUCUCGCGUAUACCAAUAAGGGUAAGAAUAAAAUACCAAAUGUUGUAAUUGUCGAGGUAAGUAUUAAUAAAAUACUUCUUUCAGACAUGCAAAAAGAACUGGAAAAUCGAACAUAUACUGUUUCGCAAACAUCGUUUCGUAUUCAACGGAAAUUAAGAGAAAUGGGAAAGGAAAUCGCUUCUAUUGAUGACUUAACAUUAUCUAGCGCAAACGACGGACCGAUACAUAUACGAAUUAAAGCAUUACAAUACACAACAAUGUUGCGAUUAUUUUCCGAAAUUAUGGAAGAAUACAAUAUAUCCAUGUUAAGAUAUCACGAAAAAUGUCGUUUACUUUUACAGCAACAAAAAAUAUUAAUCAGAAAGCGUAUUACAAGUGAAGAAUUAGAAAAACUAUUGGAUAAUCAAGGAAAUAGUUUAUUUGUUGAUAAUAUCUUAGAAGAUAGCAGAAUUGCAAGACAGCAGUUAUCAGAUAUUCAAAUUAGGCACAAUGAUAUAAUAAAAAUAGAAAAGUCCAUAACUGAAGUUAGGGAUAUGUUUACUGAAAUGGCAUUUCUUAUUGAAAAACAAGGAGACCAGUUGAAUAGCGUAGAAUACUUUGCCGGGAAAACGGCAGAUAAUGUUGAUAGCGGUCGCACAGAUCUUAAGAAAGCAGAACAACACAGUCACAGACACAGAAAGAGAAAAAUUAAGCUCUGUAUAAUAAUCAGCAUAAUAAUUAUUGUUUUCUUGCUGAUAAUCAUAUUUGUAUAGAAACCAAUAUAAAACUUUGUGAAAAUAAAAUUUUACUGCAUUUUAA